UCAGUGAGCAGCAGCUUCUCGUUUCGUUUGUUAGUUCUUUCGCUCUCUCUCCCGCUCUCUCUCUCUCUCUCUCUCUCCCUUUCUCUCUCUCUUUCUCUCUCUCUCUCUCUCUCUCUCCCUUUCUCUCUCUCUUUCUCUCUCUCUCUCUCUUGCUGGUGUAUGGUGACAUGAAAUUCGGAGUGGGUUAUAAAUGGCUGUAUUCUCCGUACAGAAGAAGAAGAUAGUCAGGACAAGCUUGUGUGUGUGUGUGUGUGUGAUUCAGUGUGUGUGUGACGUUAUAUGUGAUUGUAUGUGGAUGUGUGAAAGGAGAUGCUCAUCUUCCUCAUGGCUGCUAUGAUGAAGUCUGGACUCCCGACUCGUGCUGUGCUGCCUCAGUGCACGGCCCUAAACACGCACUCAUUCUCCAACAAACACACACACACCCAUGCAGUUAUGCUUCCCGUUCGGACCGACAGCCAUCAAGAACCAGCAGACCUACAGAUCUACACGGACUGGGCGAAUCACUAUUUGGCAAAAUCAGGACACAAGCAGCUGAUUCAAGAUCUGCAGCAAGAUGUUUCUGAUGGAGUGCUUUUGGCUGAAAUCAUCCAAGUCGUCGCCAAUGAAAAGAUCGAGGACAUUAACGGCUGCCCAAAGAGCCACUCGCAGAUGAUUGAAAAUAUCGAUACGUGUCUGGCUUUUCUGGCAGCAAAAGGUGUGAACAUACAGGGACUCUCAGCUGAAGAAAUCAGAAAUGGGAAUCUGAAGGCGAUACUGGGACUGUUUUUUAGUUUAUCACGGUACAAACAGCAGCAGCAACAGCAGCAGAGCACCUCACAAACACACUUCGCACACACUGCACAUACACACACAGCCUCCUCGCAUGGGACACAGGCCUCAGCAGCACAGAUCCAUCAAGCACAGGCGGAGAUGCAGUCCAGGACUUCCUCUGAGAGCAAACUUCUCAAGUUUUCCAUUGGUCAGAAAAAGACAUCUAGACUUCCUGGCCCUACAUCGAGAGUUCCUGCUGUGUCCGUUGAGUCAUCACCACGCGGUUCAGUCAGCUCAGCAGGAAACAGACGCAGCCAGAUGUUCAGUGAGAAAGUCAAACCUGCAGCCACACAGACCAGAGAAUCAUUAGACGGCAUUACUUCCCAACCACCAAGCAUGACAGAGCACGCUCCGUCGUCAUUGGCAACCACGUCCGCCAUCACCAGCACUGUGCCGUCUUCCUCUUCGUCCUCUGCCACCUCCUGCUCAGCCAUCCCUCAGCCCAACUCGAGCAGCAAACCCUGGAGGAGCAAGUCUCUGAGCACCAAAAACACGUCUACCUCCACUGUUUCCCCAGUUAAAGGGGAAGUCCCUUCUAAACAGGCCCCUCCCACUGACCCACCUCCCAAAUCACUGACCCCCCAGAAGUCCAUGUUGGAGAAACUCAAACUGUUCAACAGUAAAAGUGGCUCUAAAUCCUCCACACCGCCAGAGGGCGCUGUUCAAAUGUCGCUCACGUUGGACAAAAUAGAAGCUACCGAGCCUCCGGAGGAAGCGAACAGCUAUGCGCUGACAAGCAGCAGCCCAAAGAUGGCGUUGAAGGGCAUUGCACAGCGCACCUUUAGCCGAGCCCUAACGGCUAAAAAGUGCUCAAUGAAAGGUGUGGAAAAAGAAAAGGACAGUGACAAAGAGAAAGAGCGGGCUAAGGAGAAAGAGAGAGGAAAGGAGAUGUCUAAACGAAUGUUCACUUUCGAAAAGACAGCGAGUCGAGAAGCAGUAACCACAGAGGACAUGACUACCAGGAGUGAGGUUAGCGUAGCAGCUGCAGAGAGUAAACGAACUUCUAAAAUUGCUAGCCUCAUUCCCAAAGGAGGCAAAUCCAGCUCCAAAAAAGAUAGCUCCGCCUCCAUGCAUAGCGGAAUCCCCAAACCAGGAAGUAAAAGCAUGGUUAAAAGCUCAGGAGCGCCCCUCUGUGGCAAAGACAAUGAAAGGCCACGGAGUAUGAGGCUAAGCAGUGGAGUUGGUUUCCAUGGAGACAGCCGCCACUCUUCUUCCUCUUCCAGUCUCGCGUCUACAGAGGGCAAAUGUCAUCAGAACCACAGCGUAACCUCAGUGGGUAAUGGAGGAACUACACAGUCCACAGCUAGCAACACGGUUAGUGUGCAGCUUCCUCAGCCUCAGCAGCAGUACAGCCACCCAAACACUGCCACUGUAGCACCAUUCAUGUACAGAUCCCAGACAGAUGGGGACGACACCAUAGAAACAGGCUUCACAGGAUGCACUGGAGGGUCAGGUAGCUUCAGCAAAACCAACCAGAUGUCCACUGAAGAUUUAUCAGGUGAAGAUCCUGAGACUAGGAGACUGCGAACAGUUAAAAACAUUGCAGACCUUCGACAGAACCUGGAAGAAACCAUGUCCAGUUUAAGGGGGACACAGAUCACACACAGCGCCCUGGAAACGUUUGAUAGUGGCGUCACUACGGAAACGAACACUCGUUCUGGUUUUCGGUCAUCUCGUGCUGCACCGCUCUCGUGGACCAAUCGGAUCGGCCCGUCCAGCCCACGGCUGCAGGCUGGCGACGCCCCCUCACCAGGGAAUGGAUAUCCAGCACAUGGAGGCAUGGGUGGGGCUGGCAUGGGUCACAUGCGCUACCUUUACUCUGCGCCUCUGCGCAGGCAGCUAGCAGCACGCAGCAGCGCCAUCUGCGGGCUCGAGCUGGGAGAGCGGGGUGGAGAGGAACUCGAGCUUGACGUCAGUGGCUAUGUGAGCGACGGAGAUGUGCUGACCAAGAACGCACACACUGAUGAGCUCAGCAGUGGCUACCUGACUGAUGGUGGUUUGAGUUUAUACACUCGUCGUAUGAACCGUUUCCCAGAUGGACUGGCAUUGAUGCGAGAAACGUUGCAGAAGCACGUAUCGACAGGUCAAGGUGACGCAGACAGUUGGGAUGACAGCAGUUCCGUCAGCAGUGGGGUUAGUGAUACGAUCGACACCGAUGACAUCAACACUAGUUCUUCCAUCAGCUCGUACACACACACAUCUGCUGCAUGCAGAACCCUGAGCACCCAGCCACAGACCGAUGCUGAGAAACAUUCAGCAGCCGAGCGCAACUCAAGCUGGUCUUGUGAUGAAGUCAAGAAAUCGGACGGAAGUUCGGACAGUAGCGUGAAAAUGGAGUCCAGCUCAAAAUGGCGUCAAAAAAAUGGCACUUCUGAUGUAUCGGACGAGUCGGAUAAGGGAGGAUCUGGGAAGAGGGGUGGUGCCAUCUCUCAGACCGGUUCAUGGAGGCGGGGUAUGAGUGCCCAGGUCGGUGUGACUACGCCACGCACAAAAAACAUGACAGCCACCUCAGGACCAGGCAUGAUGAAAACACACGGGACCGCUAAAACGGAUGACGCUAAGGUGUCAGAGAAAGGCCGCAUUUCUCCCCACGUUAACAACAUCCAAAGCUGCGACCCUGCCCCGUCCCGUGUUUCCUUCGGCUUUAAGAAACCCACCUCUGGGUCCAUGUCUGGUCACACUGCCACGGCAACGACCUCCAGUACAGCCAUGGUGCCAGCUAGCAGAGUCAUGGUCAUCAGUGGCUCAGCCACACUGGGGAAAAUCCCCAAAUCCUCGGUGCUGAUGGUGGGUGGAGUCAGAUCUGGCCUGAAAGGGUCAGCAGCACCAGAGUGCACCAUGGUGACUCAGGAGGAUGGCUGCCUAGCAACCAGUGUCAGGUCGACAUUGCAGUAUCGUAGUCUACCACGACCUUCCCGCUCCACACACAACCGCUCCUCCACCAGCAGCAUUGAAUCAGGAUCGAGCAGCCGAGGCCCUGCCAUCACUGUCACUGUCUCGGCCAGUAAGACACGAGAGUCCAUCCCCAAUGCGAAAACCAAUCAGACGGACAAGGAUAAGGGCGGAGUCUCAGAGACGGACAAUUUGAGACAAAACGUGGCUGGCUCAAGUUCAACAAUUCCGCAGACAUCGAGACAAGGGAGUAAAUAUAAAGAGGUUUCAUCACCCACACUACGCAGACUUUUUGGAGGUAAAGCUGCUAAGCAGGCUACUGCCACAGAGAACCUGAAGAACUCUGUGGUCAUUUCAAACCCUCAUGCCACAAUGGGACACCACUCUGUACCCUCUGCUGGACUCCUGGACUCCCCCUCAGCAGGCAGUAGUGGGGGUGCAGGGGGCAGCGAGCAGGUGUCCAGCCCUGGCUCGGGCUACUCGGGGGGCACGGGCACAUGGGGCCACCCUUCUGUCAGCAGCAUGCACACAAGCUCUGACUCUAUUGACAUGUCUGUCAGCAGCGGACAUCAGCGUGACAACGGCCAUCAGCCAAUCACUCGCACUGGAAGCGCCAAGACGGAGAGUCCCUUCUCUUCCCCUUCUGCUAGUCCCAAAUUCAGCCGCAACACCUUGCCUCGGAAACAGGACAGGUACACCCCUUCGCCGCAGCUCCGCCCAGACGAGGCACGUGAUUGGCUGCGCUCGCAUUCCAUCAGCGGAUUGCAGGACUCGGUCAGUAACUCACCGUUUUCUACCGGCUCCAGUGUGACCUCGCCGUCCGGGACACGGUUCAAUUUCGGACAGCUCGCCAGUCCCACCACAGCAGCUCAGAUAAGCUUUGUGAGUCUGCGCAACAGCAGUCUGACCAAUCAGGACGCAACGCUGGAGACAUGCAACGAGGGCCGCCUGAGGAACUCCUGCGUCUCGCUGGACGAGAAAACCCGCGUCAUUAGUCGUUCAGCCUCCUUCAGAGACGGCUUUGAAGAAGUGCACGGUUCGUCUCUCUCCCUGGUCUCGAGUACGUCUUCCAUCUACUCCACGAAUGAAGAGAAAUCACAGUCAGAGAUUCGGAAGUUGCGCAGAGAGCUGGAUGCCUCACAGGAGAAAGUGUCAGCACUGACAACACAACUGAGUGCUAAUGCCCACCUGGUAGCAGCAUUUGAGCAAAGUCUAGCCAACAUGACCAUCAGACUAAAGAGCCUCACUAUGACAGCAGAGCAGAAGGACUCUGAGCUGAAUGAGUUGAGAAAGACAAUCGAGUUGCUAAAGAGGCAGAACGCUGUGGCUCAAGCUGCCAUUAACGGCGUCAUUAACACUCCAGAACUCUCCUGUAAACCUGAGCGUACAGGUUCUGUGGGCUCAGUCUCAGUACAGGCAGAGAUGUGUAUGCGCAGACAGCACUCGUCGGACAGUGUGUCCAGCAUCACCAGCCACUCCAGCAUGGAGAAUACAGACAACAGCGGCAAGAAGAAAAAGAAAAACUGGCUGCGUAGCUCCUUUAAACAGGCAUUCACCAAAAAGAAGUCACCGAAAUCCGCCUCGUCCCAUUCGGACAUCGAGGAAAUGAACGACUCGCUUCCUUCAUCUCCGAAACUCCCUCAUAACGGAUCCAGCAGCUCCACACUCGUGCUCAGGAACUCAAACUCGAUGUUGCCGGAGGGUUUCGAUGGAGAGGCGGAGACUGUAAUGCAGCUCCGGAGCGAGUUGAGAGAGAAAGAAAUGAAGUUGACGGACAUCCGGUUAGAGGCGCUUAGCUCCGCCCACCAACUUGACCAAUUACGGGAGGCCAUGAAUCGAAUGCAGACUGAGAUUGAGAAGCUGAAAGUGGAAAACGACCAGUUAAAGAUGGAGAACCAGGCAAACGGUGGCCGAACAUUAAUCGCCCCAAGUUCCAUCACGACUCCAUCAACUGAACUCGCGCAACAAAACGCCCACGAGUCCACAAGCUUUGAUAUACUGCUGGAUGAUUCUGGAGGAGACCGUAAAGAUGGCCAACAUGUAAAGAUCGUGGUCAGUUUACAGGGAGAGGAUGCACCCAGGAAAGAGGAUUGCAGACCACGGGACUUCCUGAUCGGCUGUAUCGGAGUUAGCGGGAAAACCAAAUGGGACGUUUUGGAUGGAGUAGUGAAACGCCUGUUUAAGGAAUACAUCAGGCAUGUCGAUCAAGUCAGUCAGCUGGGACUGAGCUCUGACAGCGUGGAGUCGUAUCGUAUUGGGGAUGUGAUUAGGCCCGGUAGAGCAGAAACGCCAGAACUGCUUCCUUGUGGAUAUCUAGUGGGGGAAAACAAGACAAUAAACAUUUCACUUAAAGGUGUGAGCUCCCAGUCGAUUGACUCACUUGUGUUUGAGAUGUUAAUCCCAAAGCCUGUGUUGCAGCGCUACGUGUCACUGCUGCACGAACAUCGCCGUCUCAUUUUGUCUGGUCCAAGUGGCACAGGGAAAACAUACCUGGCCCAGCGUCUCGCCGAACACCUGACACUGCUUGAGGGACGCACUAUUACACACACUGCCAUCACCACCUUCAACGUAGACCACAAGUCUAGCAAGGAGCUGCGACAGUAUUUGUUGGCUGUAGUGGAACAGUGCAGUGUGGAUCAACAUGAAGCUCCUUUAGUUAUCAUACUGGACAACUUGCAUCACAUCAGCUCACUUGGGGAGAUAUUCAAUGGCCUGCUUACCCAAACACGGCAGCACUGCCCAUACAUAAUCGGCACCAUGAGUCAGACAACAUCUUCAUCUCCGAAUUUGCAGCUUCAUCAUAACUUCAGGUGGGUUUUGUGUGCGAAUCACACUGAGCCAGUGAAGGGCUUUCUGGGCCGUUUUCUGCGUCGGAGGCUUAUUGAGACUGAAAUCAGCAGCCGAACACGUAAUCCAGAGCUGGUGAAGAUCAUUGAGUGGAUUCCUCAUGUCUGGCAUCAUCUCAACUGCUUCCUGGAGGCUCACAGCUCCUCAGAUGUCACUAUCGGACCGCGUCUGUUCCUGUCAUGUCCGAUGGACGUGGAUGGAUCACGCAUUUGGUUUACAGAUCUGUGGAAUUACAGCAUCAUCCCAUACAUGCUGGAAGCCGUCAGAGAGGGUUUGCAGCUGUACGGACGCAGAGCUGCAUGGGAUGAUCCUACUCGUUGGGUGAUGGACACGUUUCCAUGGAGAUCGAGCUCGCUGCAUCCUGAUUGUCCUGCUCUGCUAAAACUCCGCCCAGAGGAUGUGGGUUUGGACGGAGGCUCCACCUCUAAAGAGGGCACUACCAAACAGAACACCCAGACUGACAGUGAGGCUGAUCCACUGAUGAACAUGCUGAUGCGUCUGAAGGAGGCCGCGAACUGCUCCAGCACUCCGAGUUAUGACAGCGACUCUAACAGUAAUGGUCACCAUGACGACAUCCUUGACUCAUCGCUGGAGUCAGCGCUCUGAUGCUUCAUUUUAUACUUUUUUUACUUACAAACGUCCCGUGAAUGUCUCCUCGUGCCCUUGCAGCGCCGAUGAAGCAGCUGCUCGUAAAUUUAUCCUAUGCGAUGAGGGAACAUCUUUUGAAAGGAAAAAAAAAUAACUGCACUACUCAACUGAUUCAGCUUACAAAAUUAGAUGACAAUUUCAAAAUAAUAAUAAUAAUAAUAAUAAUAAUAAUAAUAAUAAUAAUAAUAAACCCAUAGAAGAAAAAGAAGAAGACAGAAACUGCACUACUUAUAAUUCAUCUUCACACCACCGCUGUGAUGGAUGUAUUAAAGAAUAGCACAUCAUCAGACAGAGAUUUUCCAGAAUCCUUACCUCACUAUAGUCCACCUAUAAUGUCUGAUGAUAAUAACAAUAAUAAUAAUAAUAAUAAUAAUAAUAAUAAUAAUAAUAAUAAUAAAUAAAAUAUGCUUUUUUGAGAAACAUCUAAACUCUAAACCUCUCUAUCUCUUCUCUCAUACGGUGUUUCUGGUGACAAAAUGGUGCUACGAAUGAGUUUUGCGCUCUUUGCUACUCUGGAUGUCUGGACACUCAUGACAGUGGCACACAAAAGUUUAUUCUGAUGCUGGCCAUCAUUUUAUAACUUGAUGCAUUCGGGGAGACUUCCUGUUCUGUAUUCAUUGGUUUGCAUGAUGAGUAAUGGUACCUCACCAGCAUGGAGACAUGUCUAGCACUCAUUUACUGUUGAAUGCCAUCAUUCUCUACAUUUCCUUCCUCUUGUUUUUUGGUGCUGAAGAACCCAGUGCCUUACUGCGUUUUGCGACGAGAACCUGAGAGGCGCUGUGUUCUUAUCUUGAACUUUUCACAUCCUCUCGAGCAAAAGGGCUUCACGCUGCACACCUCAGCAGCUCAGAGUGGCGUUAUCAUUUUAUAACGAUUAACAGUGCACAACAAAACCCUGUGAGACUGCACAAUGUUGAAUUCAAAAAGGCGUGUGCGUAGGUGCGUGUUUAUACCUCAUCGACUGUCCAGAACUUUACUUUGGCCUUAAUUCCCAUGCGACACCACUGUGAAGGGGAAUGACUUAGAGUUCUUAUCUGACCUUAGAAUCCCAAAAUGUUCUCUGGUUUUCUCAAAUAAAAAGCACAUAAUAUAGUUUGUAAACAUUGGUCAAGUUUCAAAAUGUACUCCUUGCCUAAGUUCUAUGUAUGGAAACUAAGCUGCAAAAACAGCCCCCAUUUUAGAUUUCUUGUUUCUUCAAUGUCAAAACUUGUUUAAAUAUACUCGCCCAUGCAUGUUACAGCAGGUUAGCCCCACCCAUUUAUUUUACAGCAGAUCAACUCCCAUUCACUUUACAGCAGGUUAGCCCCGCCCAUUUACUUUACAGUAGUUUAGCUCCACCUAUUUAUUUUACAGCAGAUUAGCCCCACCCAUUUAUUUUACAGCAGGUUAGCCCCCGCCCAUUUACUUUACAGAAAGUUAGCUCCACCUAUUUACUUUACAGCAGGUUAGUCCUGCCUGUUCACUUUACAGCAGGUUAGCCCUGCCCAUUUAUUUUACAGCAGGUUAGCCCCACCCAUUUACUUUACAGAAGGUUAGCUCCACCUAUUUAAUUUACAACAGAUUAGCCCCGCCCAUUUAUUUUCCAGCAGAUCAACCCCCAUUCACUUUAUAACAGGUUAGCCCCGCCCAUUCACAUUACAGCAGAUUAGCCCCACCCAUUCACAUUGCAGCAGGUUUUGCCUUGCCCAGUCCCAUUGAAUUCUGUAGCAGUAUUUGGGUGAAAGAUGUUGCAGCAUGCAGGUAAACCUUGUAUCUGGCCGUCAGGAAACAAAUAAGCUACACAAGUGUCUACACGAGACACUUGAAUUAGGGCAAGAUAAUGUCGUAACAGUAUUGAUGAUGCGAUUCCAAAUAUAUUGGACCCAACAGCAGACCCACAACCCAUAAGUAUUUCAUUCUGAUAUCUCGUUUAUUCAUGACUAUUCAGUAUGAACACUGACUGAGGCGGCUCUAUCUAACAAAGUAUGCACCCCGUACUCAGUGAGCUAACAUUAGCUAGCUAGCUAGAUUUGGCCUUGCUAAUCUGUCCGCUAAUUCUCCAGCUAGUCGUGUCAGUAACAGUCAAAUUUCCCCCUAUUUUUAAAAUCAUUUCAAUUGCUUUCUACAAGCAGAUAACAUUAUUUAUCUCCCGUUUAAAUAGAGGAAUGGAAAUUGUUGUGUAAAAAUGAACUUUUUUGUACAUAAAACUGCGCAAAUAUUAUAAGUGGACUUCAGGGGAAAAGAUCAAAUGCAAAAAAAACAAUGUAGGAUACGGGACCUUAACGCUGUUACUAUGCUUACUGCUUUUAUAGACAUUUAGGAAGAGCUAAUAAAUGAAACAACAGAAGAAAUGAGCGUUGACUUUUAACUCGGUUAACACUUGAUAUCAGGAAUUAAUUGUGGCUUUGUUUGAAUUCCUUAUGAAUUUCAUACGAAUUUCAUUUCUCGCUUACAUUCAGCAUCUUGAUCCUAUGCAACUUCAUUCAGAUUUGAAAUGGAAGCCAAAUAUGGUAUCAGCACUGCCAAGUGUGUGCAUGUGUGUGUGUGUGUGUGUGUGUGUGUGUGUGUGUGUGUGUGUGUGUGUGUGUGUGUGUGUAUUUAUAUAAAUAUGGAUUGUACAGUGUGUAUAUACUUUGUGAAUAAUUCUCAGAUUAUGAUGUGCCUACAUUUUAUAAACUCGGAUGUAAGUCGAUUCAAGCACAGACUCUGGACACGUUUUGAACUUUAUUCUCAUAAUUGAAUGUUUAUUUGAUUUUAAAUACACAACAUUCUUUUUUUUAAAUCUUGCAUUUGGAUGAAUAAAAUUGUACUUACAUGUUUAUAACAUCA
Molecule: messenger RNA, 10005 nt
Organism: Ictalurus punctatus (channel catfish)
Lineage: Eukaryota; Metazoa; Chordata; Actinopteri; Siluriformes; Ictaluridae
Gene: nav2a
Product: neuron navigator 2a
Exons: 39
Coding region: 310-7155 (2281 amino acids)
Biological process (GO): neurogenesis; nervous system development
Molecular function (GO): ATP hydrolysis activity; protein binding; ATP binding
Source: RefSeq, a predicted model, not a curated record